This is a messenger RNA of Aegilops tauschii subsp. strangulata, 3605 nucleotides long. RefSeq names its product scarecrow-like protein 34. The record is from RefSeq and is a predicted model, not a curated record. Lineage: Eukaryota; Viridiplantae; Streptophyta; Magnoliopsida; Poales; Poaceae.
GACAAAGAAGAACCAUAUAUCUCAUACUGAGGGAGGUGGAAAUCAGACUUUCCACAAUGGCGAUUGAACCUCUCCGUGACAAUCUGGACACCGUUGCAGCAACCGACCAACCAUACGACUGUGAUUCCACUUCUCAGCAGCAACUCACUGUGUACAACUACGAGCUGAGUGGUCCACACUCCACAGUUCUUUCCCCAGCCAACCAAGCAAGCACAUAUGGUGGAGUCACCAGCCUUGGACAAAACCAAGUUCAGAUUGCUGCAGAGGGUAGCCCUGAGCACCGCCGGAUUACAUCAAACUAUGCUAUUCACUGCAUAAGCCAGAUGCUGAUGGAAGACAUUGACGAGAGGGUUGACAUAUGCCAAGAGGAGGUUGCUCUCCAGGUUGCUGAGAAGCCGUUCCGUGACAUUCUUGGACAGGUAUACACGCCGGCUACUAACUGGCCACCACUGCAUAGCAACAACGAAACAGACAACCCCGAUAAGAGUGGGAUCAGCUGUUACAAGAGGCUCGGGAGCACUAGCUUCAGUAAUGACUGUUCAAGUUACAGCUUGGUACAGCCCUUAACAACCCCAAUGAGUCCAUAUAUCUGCAAUAGGAGUCUUUUUCUACCAAACCAGCCAUUGAUGAGUGUUGGAUGGACUUCCGGAUCUGGCUUCCCUGCCUUGCAUUGUCAGAGAGGUGUCGAGGAGGAAAAGAUAUUUGCUUCAAGUAUUGAUAAGCUGGUGAUAUAUGUAGAGAAUGGCAUACUUUCUAUUUCCAAACUGACCGCAAAUGCAAAAGUAGGAGAGAGGAGCACAAACACGACCUUUGAGGUGGCAGACCAAAGGGACUGGGAUAUCUUUCAAGGAAGGAGCAAUAAACAUCAUGCCAUCACCACUUGUGCAAUAAUUCGAAAUGAAAAUUUCGACCGAGUUCUGCUAUGCUAUGGUCGUUCCGACCAAAUAAAAAGACUGCGAGAAAGGAUGGAAGGGGAAGGAAACAAUAACUUGCUGAAAGGCCGGAGCAAAGGGCGUGCCCAUCAGAAGCUAUGGGCUAGGAAGCGGCCAAGGAAAGAGUUGGUUGAUCUCAGGACUCUCCUCAUCCAUUGUGCACAAGCUGUGGCAGAAGACCACCACCUAUUGGCCAGUGAACUGCUAUUGAAGAUAAGACAACACUCUUCUGCAGAUGGUGAUUGUACUCAGAGGCUGGCAUUUUAUUUGGUGGACGGCCUUGAGGCACGCUUGGUUGGGAGCGGGAGCCAGAUUUAUCACAACCUCAUGGAGAGGCGAACAAAUACCACAGACUGGUUAGAGGCUUACAGCCUUUUUCUUGCAGCUUGCCCUUUCAAAAGGGCGUCAUACUACUUUGCCAACCAAACUAUUUUUGAUGUCUCACAAAGGCAACCAAGGGUGCACAUCGUCGAUUUCGGCAUCGGCUUUGGCUUUCAGUGGCCAUUAAUGAUUCAGAGAUUUGCACAGCAAGAAGAGGGAGCCCCUAAGCUUCGGAUCACAGGUAUAGACACUCCCCAGCAAAGUUUGCGCCCCUGCGAAAUGAUCGAAGAGACAGGUAAGCGGUUGGCUGAUUAUGCAAACAUGUUCAAGGUACCAUUUCAGUAUCAGGGCAUUGCCGCUUCAAGAUGGGAGACCAUUAAAAUUGAGGAUCUUAACAUUACCGAGGAUGAAGUUCUCAUAAUCAACUGCAUAUUCCGGAUGAAGAAUCUUGGUCAUGAAACCGAAGCCAUAAAUGGCGCAAGGAAUGAGCUGCUGAAAACUAUGAGGCAGAUGAACCCAAAGGUUUUUAUUUCUGGCAAUGUGGAUGGGUUUCACAGUUCUCCCUUCUUCAUACAACGAUUCAAAGAGGUUAUGCUCCAUUACUCUUCAAUGUUUGACAUGCUUGAUGCAAAUGUUCCACGGGAAAAUGAAGCAAGAAAGAUGAUUGAGAGGAUCCUAUUUAGGCGGGACGCACUUAACAUCAUAGCAUGUGAGGAUGCAGAAAGGACUGAGAGGCCAGAAAGUUACAGGCAGUGGCAAGCAAGGUUCCUCAAGGCUGGGUUCGAGCAGCUUCCUGUCGAUCCAGCCAUCUUAAAGAAAAUAGUUCACAUGAAGAACUCACUUUAUCAUGAGGAAUUCUUUGCUGUUGAAGAUCGCGGUUGGCUGCUACAAGGAUGGAAAGGGAGAGUACUUUAUGCUAUAUCUAAAUGGAAACCUAAUGAAAUAUACGAUGAUCAGUAUGAUCCAAGCGGGUUUUCAAGUGUGCGAACAUGCGUGGGCAACUUCCCGCCUCGGUAUCUACUUGCAUGAUUCUCAGCACCAUGUAUCUAAAGCUGAACACUGUAAGAUAUUCUUUCAUCAGAUGAGCAUUGGGAACUAUCUUGGAAAGAGAUGGGAUGGGGAUUCGAAUGUCGAUACUCAACAUGUUUUGAUGUGGUUCAACUGUGCAACAUACACGACAUAUGUAGGAAAUAAAUAGAAGGCGACUGUAAAAUUGCACUUUACUUUUGUGUUCUUUUCAAUUUCUGAACAAACUGUUCUAGAAAGUUGCUCUAUAAGUGAAUCCGGGUUUCUUUUUAACGAAUAUUAACUAUGUGUACUUGGUUAUUGUUUUGAUCAGUUUAUUGGGCAUACUAGACGAGAUUAGUGGAAACACCAUACCUAGACACUGGUCUUACUGUGAAGGAGAUUAUUGCACUGCCUACCUCUCAAAAUAAGCGAAAUGAAAGGUCAGAGAAAAUGUCAUUUCUGGUUUGAAGACGGUAAUUGUACUUAAUCUAAACAAGGUUUCUAUAAACGAAUCCAAAAUCCAAUCAAAUGAACUAGUAUGCACAUAUUAGGUAAUAUAGGUCGUCAGCUGCGCAACUCGAUAAGUGCAAGACAAAUCAUACCGAACAAUCCUUAAUUCUCUCAGAAACCCGUGAAGUGAUGUUCACCCGUGUAAAUUCUAGCUACUAAGUUAUGUGAUGUUUCAUGCACAAAAGCUUCUCAGUUAACACAGUACAGAGUCUUAACAUCAACGGCACAGAAAUAUCAUGUUUUAAAUAGAACGUGCAAAUAAGAAAGUGAAAAAAUAAAUUUGCAAGUGAACAACGCAUAAAAAUCUCGGAAAUGAGAUUCAAGUUGGUUAUAUUGUUAAAUCUGGUAAUGUUGUGAGGAGCUUAGAUAGCUGUGUAAUUUUUAACAAUCUGGAAGGAGAUGACAUGUCACUUCUACUUUUGCUACAGAACGAGCUUGUAAAAGAUGGGCACUUUAUAUUCCUGACAAAUUUACAAUUCAGAUUAUACUCACCAACUAAUUGGUAGGACUAUAAAUACGCAAUAUGGAUAACCCUAAAUGUUGUAUAGACUAGCAAAUGAAUUAACUUGAAACUAAAUCAUGUAGACCCCAGAACAUCAUGGCAACAUGACCCCUGAAGGACAAGCACUUCCUACCUUUAUUUAACAAAAUAAACUAACUGCAAAUAGUAAGUCCGCACAUCCAUAUUAGGACCAAUCAACCAGGUAACAGAACGACUAUAAACAUGUUGUGCAGAAUCAAUUGACCACAAAGAAAAGAGAUAAACAAAGAAAUCACUAUGGAGUAAUCGUGCAUAGAAUAAAAUGUUGCAUUUCCUCAAUUAAUAAACAGAAC